GUAACCAAGGUUGAAAGGACUCCCGCAGGACCAGCGUUAUCCUCCUUCCAUCAUCUUCGGUUUCUUCGAGCCCUAAACUCAACCCCAACUACUCUAUUUAGCCCUGUAAGCACUUCAGAGUUCAGACGUUAUUGUUGAACUGAGGGGUUGUAAAUUGGGGGUUGUUGAAUGUAUUAACUGCCAACUUGCUCCGACUUUGAUCAUAAGAAUGUAUUUAUCUUCAUCUUUGUAGUGUCACUGUGUACGCAGCAGUCAAAGUGACACCUUGGGCAUACCUUCUGCUGGUGAGAUUGUUGAAUGUUUUCCAUAUUGUUGUGGGACAUUGGAGUUCAUUAAGGAUUGUAUGUUCGAGAAGAUGAGCAGGAUUAGUCGGCACAAAGAAAAAUAUGGCACUGCAAAUGAGCUUUCAAGGGAUAACUCUGAGGAAGGGACUGCUGCUCGGACAAGACCAUUUAGCUUUGAAGAAAUAAUGCUAAGAAGGAAAAGCAAGAAGCUGGCUGCAGAUGCUGAAGAUAGAGCUGGAGAACUGGGGAAGUUAUCAGGGAAAAACAAUGUCGAAAGUGUUGCUGGCCAUUCUGAAUCUGAUCGAGGUUACAAGCGAACCCUUGAUGUCAAGAAGCAUGAUUUGGAGGAUAAGAAAGCUUCCAAAAAGAAAGAAGGAAAUGCAUCCAGAAAGGAAGACAAUCUACUUAAAAUUAAAGGUAAAGAGAUCCAUGAUAUAGAUGCCAACUUGAAGGUGAAAUCAAACAAAGAUUCAACCAGUGGAGCUAAAUCAGACAAGAGUGAGAAAAGGAGUCGUCACAGAAGCAGAAAUGAUGACCGAUCAAGGGAUGAUUUUGAAAAUGAAUUUGAGAAGAUGCGUCUCAAAGAGACAAUGGGGAAGGACAAAUAUGUAGACAGAGAUAGGGGAAAAUCUGAAAGAGAAACCAAAAGAAAGCACCAAAAUGGGGAUCACCAGGAAAGUAGGUUAGAAAUAACAGGAAAUGAUGGAAAGAAACGUGAUUCAGGAAAAUGGCAUGAUUCAGAAUAUUCAGAAAAACGGGCCAGGAAGGAAUCGUCUCAAUCCCAUUAUGAAGAAGUGAGGCCGAAAAGGAGAAACUCAAGAAGUCGGGAACAUGAUAGGGACAGAGACAGGAGAUCACCCUCAGUCUCCCCAAGAGUACACAAGCGUACGUCUUAUCAUGGUCAGGAUCAUGGAGAGACAGCAUUUCGUUCCUUCAGAGAUAGGUCAUCAAAGCAGUAUUCUGAUGUUGACAGGUAUAGAACAUCUAGUAAUGGAGGACAUUCAAGUAGUCAUUAUCGACGGCAUGGUGGGCAUUCGAGUGGGCUUGGUGGUUAUUCACCACGUAAGAGAAGAACUGAGGCUGCUAUUAAGACUCCUUCCCCAACCACUCGUUCUCCAGAGAGGAAAAAUCUUGGGUGGGAUCUUCGGCCUGCUGGAAUGGACAACAUUUCUUCUACUUCAGUGUCGAUUAAUUUCCAACCACCAGACCAGACUACCUCAUCAAAUUCACAAGACUUGCCUAGCGCUUCUCCAGUCAUAUCGAAUGUGACAAAAUUGUUGUCUGGGGCUUCCCAAAAUGUCACAUCAAUGAUAAAGAAUGUCCCUGUUGACUCGAUUCAACUCACACAGGCAACUCGGCCUAUGAGAAGGCUUUAUUUAGAAAAUGUACCAGCUUCAGCUUCUGAGAAAGACUUAAUGGAGUGUCUUAAUGGUUUCUUGUUGCCAAUGGGUGUUAAUCAUAUCCAAGUAAUGAACCCAUGCAUCAGUUGUAUUAUAAACAAGGAGAAGGGGCAAGCUGUUGUGGAAUUUCUUACACCAGAGGAUGCUACAUCAGCUCUUUCUUUUGAUGGCAGAUCCUUUUCCAGUUCAAUUCUUAAAAUUAGGCGCCCCAAAGACUUUGUUGAACCAGCAACUGGUGCCCCAGAGAAACCUGUGGCCUCAGCUGAUGCAACACCAGACAUUGAUGCAAUACCUGACAUUAUUAAUGAUUCACCACAUAAGAUAUUUGUUGGUGGGAUUCCAAGGGGUCUUUCAUCUAAUAUGUUCAUGGAGAUUGCAAGUGCCUUUGGACAUUUGAAGGCAUACCGCUUUCAGGUUGAUAAGGAUCUGAAUGAACCAGUCGCUUUUUUGGAGUAUGUCGACCAGUCAGUCACCCAUAAGGCAUGUGCUGGACUGAGUGGGAUGAAGUUAGGAGGACAAGUCCUAACUGCUGUUCAAGCUUUUCCUUAUUCAUCCAGAAAGGAAAAUGGUGAACAUUCUGAGAGGCCACCAUUUUAUGGUAUCCCUGAGCAUGCUAAACCACUUCUGGAGAAGCCCACGAAAGUGUUGAAGCUUAAAAAUGUGUUCAAGCCUGAGGACCUCUCUUCUCUAUUUGGACUCGAGCUGGAAGAGACUUUGGAAGAUAUACGGCUAGAGUGUGCCAGGUUUGGCACUGUCAAGUCUGUUAAUAUUGUCAGGAACAACAGCACAUCAGAAAAGGUUGAAGUCCCUGUUGAAGUUGAUACAAGGGGGGCCUCACAAUACCCAGAGGGUGAUGAUGGCACCAAUAAAACAGAAAGCAUAGAGGGAGACAUUGCCCUCAACUUUGGAGUUAAUAUCAUGGUGGAGCCUUCAGAAAAUGACAAAGAACUCCAAGGUGGAAAUGCAGGAAAUAACUGCACUAGUGAAGACAAACCUGCAUCUGAUACCGUAGAGACCAAAUCAAGUGAACCAGUUCAACUUGAUGAUAACAACAUGGCUUUUGUAGAAGCACCAUGUCAGAUGGAUACUGAUGAGACUUCCCAAGAAGCUCCUAACCAGUUGAAUACGGUAAAACAUCAAUCAGACUACAACAACAAGGGCGCUGAUGUUCAGGCCAUGGAAUCUGGCCCGGGAAACGAUUUGAUGGUUGAAGAAGAAUUGGGACCAGAGGAAUCCACCGAUGACAAAUUGCAAGAAUCAUCUAUUGGAUUGAAUGAUGAUGUUGGUAUGGAGUCAGGUGAUCUUGAAGAAGGUGAUGGUAAGCAGAGGGCUAGUGAUCUUGAUGAUGUCUUUGAACACGGGUCUAUUCUUGUUGAAUAUCUAAGAGCAGAAGCUUCCUCCGUGGCAGCACAUUGUCUACAUGGGCGACUCUAUGGGGACCAGGUUGUGGCAGUGGGUUACAUUUCUCACGAUCUCUAUCUGGCGAGGUUCCCAAAGUGAGUGUCUGAUAUCAGUUGCAGCUUGGUAAGACCCACUGUGGGCUUACAUGAUGUCUGGUGGGUUCACUCCAUUCACUAUGCAAAAAAUUGGGUUUCAUUCUUGGGGUAAUGAUGCUUGGUUGGUUGUGGGGGAGGGAUGGAUCUUUGGGUUGAAGGAUGCCAGUGGCGAUACUCGCUAAUGAGAAUUUAGAGUUGGUUUUGUGGAAGGAAAUGGGUGAGGGCUCGAGGUCUUUCAUUUUGUUGUGAGAUUAUGGUCAGGAGGUUUGAUCUAUAACCCGUUCGAUUAUCUUUGAUAUUCCCAGUUCAGCAUUUUGCAUCUCAUUUAUUUAUCUAUUGCCAAAGAACUCAGGUUACAAGCAUUAUGGCAAUUCUGCGAUUUAUAUUGAUUGGAAUUGCAUUCUGAUCACUAUUGCGGUCUGUGAUUGGAACAACUGAGGAUCAUGGAUAGAUAACCUGAAACUAAA
Messenger RNA from Telopea speciosissima, 3647 nucleotides. RefSeq names its product splicing factor U2af large subunit A. The record is from RefSeq and is a predicted model, not a curated record. Gene Ontology annotation, cellular component: U2AF complex; U2-type prespliceosome; nuclear speck. Bases 344 to 3184 code for a protein of 946 amino acids. Gene Ontology annotation, molecular function: pre-mRNA 3'-splice site binding; poly-pyrimidine tract binding. NCBI's taxonomy places the organism in Eukaryota, Viridiplantae, Streptophyta, Magnoliopsida, Proteales, Proteaceae. The transcript is spliced from 11 exons.